Molecule: messenger RNA, 1235 nt
Organism: Grus americana (Whooping crane)
Lineage: Eukaryota; Metazoa; Chordata; Aves; Gruiformes; Gruidae
Gene: LBX2
Product: ladybird homeobox 2
Exons: 2
Coding region: 244-963 (239 amino acids)
Biological process (GO): regulation of DNA-templated transcription
Molecular function (GO): DNA-binding transcription factor activity, RNA polymerase II-specific; DNA binding
Source: RefSeq, a predicted model, not a curated record
CGGGAGCGGAGCUGCCCAGCCCCGCCGAGCGGCUCCCGGCGCCGGGAGGCCGAGCGCUCCCCGCCGCCGCCGCCGCCGCCGCCGCCGGGCCCCCGCCGAGGGGGCGGGCUGCGCCCGCGGGGUUUAAGUGCGGCCGCGGCUUGAUGCGCGGGCGGGACGGCGGCGGCGAGAGGGGGGGCGACCCCGGCGGGAUGAGGCGGGCGCGGUGCUGAGGCGGCCCCGGUGCGGGAGCGGGGACGCGCCAUGACCUCGGCGCGGGAGGCGGCCGGUUCCCCCCCGCUGCACCCCCCGGGCGGCGGCCGCCGGCGGAGCGCCCUGGACCAGCUCCCGCCGCCCGCCAACUCCAACAAGCCGCUGACCCCCUUCGGCAUCGAGGACAUCCUGGGGCGGCCCCGCGGCGGGAGCCCCCCCGGGCCCGGCCCCGCCGCACCCCCCGCCCGGCUCCCCGAGAAGGCGGCGGGGCCCCGCGGCGGCGGCUGCGCCCCGUCCUCGCCGCUCUGCGCGCUGGAGGAGCUCGCCAGCAAAACCUUCCAGGGGCUGGAGCUGGGCGUGCUGCAGGCGGCCGAAGGUCGGGAGCCGCUGGGCGCCUUGGGGCAGCGCCCGGCCUGCAAGAAGCGGCGCAAGUCCCGGACGGCGUUCACCAACCAGCAGAUCUACGAGCUGGAGCAGCGGUUCCUGCGGCAGAAGUACCUCUCCCCGGCGGACCGGGACCAGCUGGCGGCACGGCUGGCGCUCAGCACGGCCCAGGUCAUCACCUGGUUCCAGAACCGCCGCGCCAAGCUCAAGCGGGACCUGGAGGAGCUGCGGGCCGACGUGGCCUCGCUGCAGGCGCUGCCCCCCGCCGCCCUCCAGCAGCUGGCGGCCCUGCCCGACCCCCCGCGCCCCCCCGGGCCCGGCCCCGCACCGCCGCCGCCCGCCGCCGCCGCCGAGCUCUCGGAGGAGGAGAUCGACGUGGGGGACUGAGGCAGCGGUGAAGGCCGGGGGGGGGUCCCGGGCCGGCACCGAGACUGACCGAGCCCCCGGGCUGGACGGGGCGGCCGCGCUGCCCACGCCUCGGGGGGAAUUGGUGCAAUUUUUCGCUUUUUUUUGUUUUUGGUUCGUCUUUCCCUUUUUUUGUUUUCUUUUUAAUUUUAUUUUCUAUCGUGUCUGUCCCGCCGGCCCGUCCUCGGCCCCGCCGCCCCGAGAGACGGGGACACGGGGGGGCCCGGCCCACCCGGGUGUAAAUAUUUGGAAUA